Hypoxylon fragiforme is the source of this 2292-nucleotide messenger RNA. Its product is annotated as Ran-binding-domain-containing protein. The record is from RefSeq and is a predicted model, not a curated record. NCBI's taxonomy places the organism in Eukaryota, Fungi, Ascomycota, Sordariomycetes, Xylariales, Hypoxylaceae. The transcript is spliced from 3 exons. Gene Ontology annotation, cellular component: cytoplasm; nucleus. Gene Ontology annotation, molecular function: GTPase regulator activity. Bases 215 to 1945 code for a protein of 576 amino acids.
UUCAUAAGACGUGGCUUGACCAAUACGAUACAGUACAAUACUUGAACUUGAAUACUAGUGACAGCAUUGAAUAGGUACAAUACAUUAGCAACCACGCCCAACCAACAUUACAACACUACCUACAGUACAAACAGCCUACAAACAGCCUACAUACAGACUACAUACAGACUACAUAGUACCUAGACAACAAGUGUGGCACUACACACAAGCUGUCAUGGAUGCAUUCAUAUCCAAACUAUCGUACCACGCCACCAAUUAUGCAAUUAGAUCAUGUCUUGCCUUGACCUCUACUUAUUUUAUCCAACAGGGGUCAAGACUGCUCAAGACCGUCGAUGAUGAUCCCCUGAGAGCCGAGCUGAGUCACCUGCAACGUCGCCUAGCUCGUAAAAUCGAGCUUGUUUCACCUAUACUAGAAUCCAUCGAGUUCCGUUAUACUCGAGGAAACUCUUCUCUUGAGGCUGUGGUGCGCACAGCACAAGAAAUACGAUCCAAUGUUGAUGCUCUAGGGAAGCGUCUUGAAAUUGCUGCGUUAGCAGAUGAACCACAACAAAAUGGAACACAUAGGAGCGCUACUCCCGCUUCUAUACGCCGUAUCGAGAUUCAGAGCAUAAUAGCAGAUAUCAAGCAGUUGAUUGUUGAUAUUGAUGACUCCAUACCGCUUAUUAACCUAUGGGUUUCUGCUAUGGGGGGUAUACAGACGCAGACCUCAUCCUUCUCACCUUCCCGGCUUCUACAGGCGAGCAUGCUUGUAAAUGUAGGAGAUAUGCAAUACGUUGUCAAUCCGGGACAGCCCAUGCAGAUUGGCCCAGAUUUCGGGUUGACUCUUUACAUGCUCUUCCGGGCCCACGUCUCAUCCGCCGAUUCAGGGGAUCCUUAUGGUUUGGAAGAAGGCCAGCAGAAGCCUCUUUGGCAAGAGGUCAUUCAUAAAGCCCGGGUUCGUCUCCGUAGAGUUCCGCGCGAUGAAGAGUUCCCAGGGGCAAAUGGCCUAGGGAAUUUGACCACUGGGCUAAGUUACACAUACCAACUCCAAAUCGUGGAGGACCAGGACGAUGGGCGAGUCCACACGUCCGAGGAAGGCCAUGAUAAGCCUUGUCCUUAUGAUGGUAUCUCGCUCGCUGGUAUCCGGGAGUUUAUCCCUGUCCGCCAAAUAUCGAAAAUGUUCUAUGCAGAUGUCGGAAGGAUUCUUAACAUCAAUCACGAGGACGGCGCCUCCAGCCAUCCUGUCCUGCUACUCAAAAGAGACGUGAAUGCAAAGCCCCAAACUCAGGACAGACCGUCCGAUUUAGUUCACAUAGAUCAGCCGCGGUUAAUCCAAGACAUGGAUGAGAGCCAUGCAUCGAACGGCACGUUAGACAGCGACUCAGAUGACGAGGCCAACCGUCAACUUCAACUGGAAAGCGAAUGCGCCAAAGCGCCGAGAACAAACCAUUGGAAGCUGCCCCAAGACGUAGACCCGGAAUGGAUUGCGCUUGAAGUAUUCGACCUUGAUAACGACAGCGAUACCGAUGCAACGGAAGAAGAGGAAGAGUCGGCUGCAGAAGACGAUAUCCAUGAAAAGACAGAGGACAGCCACCUCCACCCCACCCCCCGCCGCCUACGCCCCUGCUCCUCCGUAGAUUCAAACCUCGUCACGCAACUAAACCGCAUGAGCAUCGCCUCCCGCUCACCCUCCCGCGCCUCCGGCGAACUAACCCGCAACGACGCCAACAACCACAGCCACAACCCCCACGACGAAGACCUCCUCGAGCGCUCCCCCUUCGGCGCCAUCCAAACCUCCCUCUCGCUCCUCGAGAUGCUGCUGCGCCUCACCAGCCUCCAGGAGUUCGAGCAGACGACCCACCUCGCCAUCCCCGACCACGUCCUCAGGUUCUACCUCGACGAGUCGGCCUCGCGCGCCGAUCCCGACGCGCCUGUGCACCAUGGGGUGGGCGUGAAUCGGAGUUGAUGUGUGGAUCGCUCGUGACGUCUACUUAUCUAGGUACCUAGUUACCCCUAUGUACCUACCUAGGUAGGCGAUAGGUGAUGGGUGAUAGGUGGAAAGAAGUAAGUGCAAUGCUAGAAGUUGGCUUGGUUGGAUUAUGUAGGUUUAACUACAUAUCCUAGCCUAGGUAAAUAAAUCAAAGAUACCUACGUACGUACGUACGUACUCCGUACCAUCUGCCCCGUUCAAGAGAUGAUGAUGAUUGUCUAUGGUGUUUAUACGAGGCAGGCAUAAUGGUAUGUAUGUGUGAGCAGUGAUGUAAAACUCUGGCGUGACUUUUGAGAAUUAUUCGUUGGCGUAAGCUAUUCUGA